AUGUCCGACUUCAGGUGGCCUGGACCUCUCAGAACGGACCCAUCCAAAAGAGAUCAUAGUAAAAAAUGUGCCUACCAUAAGGAGCAUGGUCACACAACGGAGACGUGUAGGAGCCUCCAUUAUUUGGUCGAAAGGCUCAUAAAGGCGGGACAUUUGAAGCAAUACCUCCGCUCAGAUGCCAGAGGUAGAGACGCUUCCCGAAAUCACAACUCUGGAACCCCCAGGGUUCCAGCCGCCCCCAAAGCCAUUAUAAACUAUAUUAACGGAGGCCCAUUGGACGAGGAGUACGACUCCAAACGAAAGAGACAGAGAUUGUUGCGGGCAGCAUCGGUGUGUGAGCACGUCAACUCCAUACGGCCUGGGAUAACUGGGGGGGAGGGGCCCUCGCCCCAUAGAUGGGACAAUCAUUUUCCCACCAGUAGACCCCACACGGAUAUUGCAGCCGCACCGCAACGCCCUCAUUCUGUCUUUGGAAAUGGGAAACUUCGAUAUAAGACGCAUCUUAGUUGA
Molecule: messenger RNA, 510 nt
Organism: Vitis riparia (riverbank grape)
Lineage: Eukaryota; Viridiplantae; Streptophyta; Magnoliopsida; Vitales; Vitaceae
Exons: 1
Coding region: 1-510 (169 amino acids)
Source: RefSeq, a predicted model, not a curated record